AUGUCCAACUUCCUCCCUCUCCCUACGAAGCGCGCCACGCCUAUCCCGGACCUAGGACCCAAGAUUCUGAGCUACAUAACCAACAACUUCCGGGAUGCUCACCCCGAGGCGUUCAAGCGGGACGUGGAGCAAUUUGUGGCGCUGAGGAGGGAAUGGGUGGAGGGAAAGGGAGAAGCGCAUCCGGAGGGUGUCAAGGGGCUGAUGAGAUAUCACGCUCAGCUGGCUUUCCUGGUCACCAAAUUCCCUCGAGAUAUUGGCGUCGCCUUCUCUUAUCAUACACCCUUUCCCCCUGCCUUCUCCAUCACCCCCGACGCACCCAUGCCCCUCAACUCACUCACAUUCGAACGAGCCGCGGUGCUGUUCAACGUGGCCGCUCUUUACGCUAGCAUGGCAGCCGCGGAGAGACGAGCUGAGCUAGAGGGCAUAAAGCGGGCACUGGGGUAUCUCACGUCCGCAGCCGGCGUCCUGUCGUUCUUGAUCACCUCGGUGCUCCCUACACUGAAGAACGAGCUUCCGACCCCAAAUGCUGCGGGAUACGAUAUGACCGAGUCAUUCCUCGCUGCUGUGCGGGAGUUUAUGCUUGCUCAGGCACAAGAAUGUUUCUGGCAACAAGCAGUCAUGCAGGGAUCGUACAAAGAUCCGAUAGUCGCAAAGCUGUCGAUGAAGGUAUCGGAAUACUAUAAAUCCGCCCUGACAUCAGCCAAUAAUCCAGAAUACCCAUCCGCAGCCUUCUUGCCAACAAAUUGGACCACCCACAUCACCAUCAAGCAGCUCCAUUUCGAAGCGGCCGCGCAGUAUCGCAUGUCCAAGGACGACGUCAACAAAUCGCGGUAUGGGGUGGAGAUAUCCAGAUUGAGAGUUGCGGAGGGAUUGGCGAAGAAGGGAUUGAGCAAUACAAGAGGAGUGGCGGAUUCGGUAGUGAGCGACCUGAAGGAUCUCCAAAACGCAGUCAAGACCGCUCUCGAAAGAGCAACACGAGAGAACGAUCUGAUAUACGUCUCGCCCGUUCCACCUGCCAACCAGCUCGACCCGAUAAAUGGCGCCGGCAUGGUCAAGCUCGCUACGCCACACGAGAUCGCUGAGCCGGUCGAAUGGUUGAUGAAAGGCGGAGCGGGGAUCGGACCCUUGUUCAGUGGGCUGGUACCGUACGGGGUCCAUCUGGCGCUCAGCGUUUACGACGAUCGGAAAGAUACGCUCGUCCGAGAGCUCGAUAGUCGGCGAGAAGAGCUGGAUGGCCUAGCAGCGAGCACACUCCAAUCGCUCAGCCUACCAGGGACGAUCCAAGCCCUAGACAGGCCGGUCGGACUCCCGCCUAGUCUGCUGAAGAAGGCGGAGGAGGCAGAUGCUGGCGGUGGCACAAGGCGGAUCGAGGGGUUGCUGGAUGAGGUGGCGAGGCUGUCAAAGGCAAACCGGAAACAGCUCGAAGAGGCCAUGGACAUCCUAGAUGAGGAGGCGACAGAAUAUGAUACCCUACUCGAGCGACGACCUGACAUGGCCAACUCGAGACCGCCAUCACAUAUUGCUAAUUCGGGGUUGAUCCAGACUGCCCAGCAGUACGAGUCUACGAUGAAAGCCGCUGGGGAUAGCGAUGCGACGGUGAGGAGGAAAUGGGAGGAAUGGGAGUCGAGAAUAGCUGUAUUGGCAGACGAGGACGACCUGAAAGACUACAUCCCCUCCACGACUUCGCCUACCUCACUCCCCUCGUCUGUCCGCCCGCUUCGUGCCUCGCUCGAGGAGCUAGACGACCGAAUAGCGAAUCGACUCCGGAUCAUCCAGGAGGCACGAGGCCUGGCGCAUGGGGACGAUAUCAGACCGCAAGUACUGGCUGAGGCGAGCCGGAUGGCGCAUGGAGGUAGUGGCGAUGUAAAACCCGAGUGGUUUGAGGGCAUAUUCGAGAAGGCUUUGGAGAAGUAUGAAGGAGUACGAGCGGACAUGGCGAGGGAGGGUGGGAAGCAGGAGGCUCUGCUGGAGCGAAUCAGAGUACAAAACGAGACGUUCCUCUCUGAGCGGAAAGACGACCCUCGCGUCCGAGCUCGCGAGCAGGCACUACAAGAGAUGGAUAUGGCGUAUUGGAAAUGGCGCGAGUUGAUUGAGAAUCUCACGGAAGGUGUGGGGUUCUACAAUAAUCUGUCAGAGAUAUUGAGGGGGUUCAAGGUGGCGUGUGGGCAGUUCUUGAACUCGCGGAGAGCGGAUGUUGGGCAAAUCACGAAUGGGAUGCAGCAGAUGGGAGUCGGACAGCAACGUCCUCAGCAGCCGCCUCAGCAACAUCAGCAGCAACAGCCACAACACCAUCAGCAACAAUAUCAUCAGCAACAGCAUGACCAGCCAUCAUAUUCGGAUCAUCAACAGCCCUCACCAUCACGCCAUGGACAAUAUCAGCCGGAACCAUCCUACCACCAGCCUUCAGGCUACACCUCCUCUCCCCCGCCAUCCCGCGCUCCCCCUCCGCAAAGCCACCACUCCCCGCCCUCUCAGCAACGCGCCACUUUCCUCCCCCAUCCCUCUUCCGCAACGUGGCAGGACGCACCUGACUUUCUGCCUCCACCACCACCGCAACCUAUCCUUCGAUCGGGCGGGAUACCUGCAGCUGCACCAUCCAGGCAUAGCUACGAUGCGCCGGCCGGUCUGGACACACCGAAAAGGGUUACCCGGAGUCAAGCGAGUAAAGGUCCAAUAGGUGAUGCCGAGCGGAAUCCAUACAAGGGGAACGCGACGAGUAGGAGGGGCGGGGGCGUAGUAUAG
Dioszegia hungarica is the source of this 2742-nucleotide messenger RNA. RefSeq names its product intracellular transporter. The coding region runs from base 1 to 2742 and encodes 913 amino acids. Gene Ontology annotation, cellular component: endosome. NCBI's taxonomy places the organism in Eukaryota, Fungi, Basidiomycota, Tremellomycetes, Tremellales, Bulleribasidiaceae. The record is from RefSeq and is a predicted model, not a curated record. Gene Ontology annotation, molecular function: protein binding. The transcript is spliced from 14 exons.